GUUUUUUCAAUUUUCCCUCUUUUCUCUCUUUCUUCAAUCAUUGUUUUAUGUCUCCCUUUCUUCAUCCUCCUCCAUAUAUAUUCAUAAAGAAAAGAAAAAGAUACAGAUAUCUCUUUGUACUCCCUUCUUUCUCUGUAAAUUAAAAUGGAAAGCUUGAGUUUCUUUGUUGGGGUUAUAGGCAACAUCAUCUCAGUGCUCAUGUUUCUUUCUCCUGCGAGAACAUUUUGGCAAAUCAUAAACCAGGGUUCAACGGAGGAGUUUGAGAGUCUUCCAUAUAUUUGCACAUUUUUAAGCUCAUUCUUGUGGGUUUAUUAUGGGAUCACAAAGCCUGAUGGACUGCUUAUAGCUACUGUUAAUGGCUUCGGAGUCCUGGUUGAGACUGUCUAUAUUGCAUUGUUUCUUUUCUAUGCCCCAGCAAAGAUGAAGGUAAAGACUGGAAUCCUGGUAGGGAUAUUGGAUGUGAGUUUUCUAACAGCAGCGAUUUUGCUGACUCGGUUAGCUUUAAAGGGAGAUUCACGUAUUGAUGCAAUAGGUAUCUUAUGUGCAGGCUUAAACAUUAUCAUGUAUGGAUCGCCUCUAUCUGCCAUGAAAACAGUAGUGGCAACCAAGAGCGUGGAGUAUAUGCCAUUCUUGCUCUCAUUUUUCUUGUUCCUCAACGGAGGGAUUUGGACUCUAUAUGCUUUUCUUGUUCAAGAUCUUUUCCUUGGGGUACCAAAUGGGGCUGGGUUUCUGCUUGGAACAGCGCAGCUUCUUCUGUAUGCAAUUUACAGAAAUGCAAAGCCCUCCAUUAACUCCAAAAAUAUUAUCUCAGAUGGACUACUCGAAGAAGGAUUCCAACAUCAUCAACCCCUCAUUCUCCCUCAAUCCUCCACUUGAAAACUUUUUCAACACAAAAUACCAAAUAAUUGUCUCUCUUUAAUUAUUAAUUACUCAAAUUUCAUCUUCUCCGGGUAUGCCUUCCUGCUACUAUAAAUAUAUAUAUAUAUAUAUAGUACUCACACCUUUGAUUAUAUGCCCAUCAUUGGUUUGAAAAUUUUUAAUUAUUAUUAUUAUUAUUUGUUUUUUUGUCACCACCAGAAUUGUGUCUUUUUGCGUAUAUGUACAAAUUAUAAUACCAUAUCUGUAAUGAGAAUCUAUCAUUACCCGGUGUAAGUUAAGUUUAUGAAGUGAAUAGAAAUAGAUAUAUUCCCCUAACCAUGGAGGUCUUUGU
This is a messenger RNA of Ziziphus jujuba (common jujube), 1210 nucleotides long. Its product is annotated as bidirectional sugar transporter SWEET17. NCBI's taxonomy places the organism in Eukaryota, Viridiplantae, Streptophyta, Magnoliopsida, Rosales, Rhamnaceae. The coding region runs from base 145 to 876 and encodes 243 amino acids. Gene Ontology annotation, biological process: carbohydrate transport. The transcript has 6 exons. The record is from RefSeq and is a predicted model, not a curated record. Gene Ontology annotation, cellular component: membrane. Gene Ontology annotation, molecular function: sugar transmembrane transporter activity.